CUGGGCAAAAAAUGCGCCAGCCCUCUUUUAAUUAAAUUGCAGUUUUAUCGAACUUUCGUUAAUAACCCUUUCAAGAUACAAAAAUUAAGUUCUAGCAACAUUGUGAUAUCUGUCGUUGCAUCGGGACAUGUUAAAUAUUACAUUACUUAGUUCUAAAUAUAAAAAAAAAAUAUUAUCUACUAUUUAGUGUACUCCGUAAUGGUGUUUGCGUACACAACCACUAAUAAAUAACAUAUAAUCAGUAAAAAAAGCGGCGAAAAUAAAGAGUAAUAAUUUAUUUAAGCUGACCGUAAUCAAUGCGUGUAAUGUUUGUGAGGAUGAUUGUUAUCAAAUCCAAGUGAAAUAAAAACUAAUCAUGUGGAUAAUAUGUAAUUUAAGUGAUUUUCAUCGUCCACUGUACCUGAUUUAAAUAAUUCUAUUUAAUAUAAGUGUAAAUAUUAACUUCAUAAGGCUAAAGUGGGUCAACAGUGAAAAAAGUUUUUAAACCAUAUUGAUUACAAUGAAUGAGAAAAAGUUGGUGCAGAAUUUUAAGAGUUACAUCAAUGUAUCGCCUUUGAAUAAUGGAGAAAAAAAUGGAUCUGUCCAGGAACUGAAACCGAAAGUUCUCAAUGGCGAGCUCGUGGUGGGUGCGGCGCACAGCGUCGUCAUGUUGCCGCCUCUCAGCGAGCGUGACCGUGGAAGAUUCGGCUCUCUGUUCGUUACCAACUACAAGCUGUCCUUCGUGCCGAUCGACAGCUCGAGCAACGAUUACGGUCAAAGAAAUCAACUAGUCGGUGCCUUCGACGUCCCGCUAACGGGUGUCGGUGCGCUGUGGCAGACGGAUGGUGGAGCCACGCGCCGCAGGAGACUUCUUCCACGGUCUGAUGUACCGUCCAAACUGAAGGGGCUUCAAGUGGUUUGUAAGAAUAUGAAAGUACUAACAUUCAACUUCGCGAACUCACCAAUCGGUAAUGGAAGGAAAGUCGCGAUGGCUCUACUACAUCACGCAUUCCCGAAACGACAUGACUUACUGUUCGCAUUCGAGUGCAGAGAACCUUACUACCCGACACUGCCCUCGGACCUAAACAUGUUUCAAAGACCAGGAGACUGGAAGAGAGAACUAGAGAGGUGCGAGUGUCCGCAUUGGAGAAUCACUUGUAUAAAUGGAACGUCAGACGCUUUCAUGCUUACAGCGGGCGAGACACUAAUAGUACCUGGAUCGGUACUGGAUUAUAAUUUAAUAGAAGCAGCGAGACACUUCCGAUCGGGAAGAGUGCCAAUCUGGGUGUGGGGGAGACCUGAGGGAGCAGCCUUACUGAGAAGCGGAGAGUUGCUGCCCACUGAACAGUCGGCCACUGCUGAAAGCGUUCUUUUAGAGCAGGUGCGCCGCUCGCACCCCAAGCUGACGCCGCCGCGCGUGCUGUACGUGUGCGGGGCGGCGGGCGCGGGGGCGGGGGCGGGCGCGGGGGCGGGGUCGGGGGCGGGCGCGCUCGGCCCUCUGCCGCCCCUCGCUGCGCUCGACGCCUCCUACAAGAAGCUGGCCGAGCUCUGCACGCCCACCUCCCUUGCCGGCUUCUGGACGCAGGACUCGCAGUACUACUCGUUCUUGGAGUCGAGUCGCUGGUUGCGACACGUGGCUGCCUGCCUCGCAUUCGCUGAAGAAGCGGCCGACCAGCUUGCCAGGAACGUCACUGUCGUAAUACAGGAGGGCGAUGGCGUGGACUACAGUGCGGUUGUAUCGUGUCUCACUCAGCUACUGCUGGACGCACACUUCAGAACCAUCGCCGGCUUCCAAUCACUCGUGCAAAAGGAGUGGCUCGCGCUCGGGCACCCCUUUUGCGACAGGCUAGGUCGUCCCCGACCAGGUUCCACUAAAGAAGAAACAGAAAAGGAGCCAUCAGCCCAAAUAGCGCCAGUCUUCCUUCUGUUUCUGGACUGCACUUGGCAGUUACAGCGACAGUUCCCUGCGGCCUUUCAAUUCACGGAAACCUACCUCACUACAUUAUGGGAUUGUACGCACAAUCAUCUGUUUGAUACAUUUCUGUUCAACUGUCCACGGGAUAGGGAACUUGCCGUGUCUAAGAACUUCGUUCAACGACCGCUAUGGGACUGGGAGGAACAGUUCUCAGAGCAGGAUAUAGCGCUGUUUUAUAAUCCACUGUUUGAACAACCGACACCUUCGUCUCGAUUGAUCGUGCCCGCAGCGCCGGCCGCGCUGGCGGCGCGCCUGCGGCCGUGCACGUCGCUGGCGGGCGCGGAGCUGUGGUCGCAGUGCUACGAGCGCUGGCUGCCGCCGCUGGACGCGCCGCGCGCCGGCCGCGUGCAGGCGCUGCUGCGGACCGCGGCGCUGCGCGCGCAGAUUCAAAAACUGAACGAGAAGCUGUCAUCACUGUCCAUACUGAGCCGCCAGUCGCGCGCGGACGAGCCGGGCGAGGCGGAGGCGCGCUCGGCGCCGGCCGCGGUGACGCGCUUCUACCCGUUCAGCGCGCGCGGGCGCUGCGAAGCGCUGGCGGGGCUGCAGCCGCCGCUGGGCCUGCAGCCGCCGCUGGCCGCCGACGACGGUCUGCUGCUGGACUCGCAGUCGCUGCUCACCGCGCCCGACUAG
Messenger RNA from Melitaea cinxia (Glanville fritillary), 2584 nucleotides. RefSeq names its product myotubularin-related protein 10-B. Lineage: Eukaryota; Metazoa; Arthropoda; Insecta; Lepidoptera; Nymphalidae. Bases 500 to 2584 code for a protein of 694 amino acids. The record is from RefSeq and is a predicted model, not a curated record. The transcript is spliced from 12 exons.